This is a messenger RNA of Ctenocephalides felis (cat flea), 456 nucleotides long. RefSeq lists its product as uncharacterized. The transcript is spliced from 3 exons. Lineage: Eukaryota; Metazoa; Arthropoda; Insecta; Siphonaptera; Pulicidae. The record is from RefSeq and is a predicted model, not a curated record. The coding region runs from base 1 to 456 and encodes 151 amino acids.
AUGAAUCAGCCGGAAUUUGGUGGCGUCCAUAAUGUUUAUAAGUAUUACCAGCAAAUUCAGCAACCUAUUCCAGACCUAUUAAUACCGGCUCCGCCUCUGAGUCACGACACUCAUAAAGAUUAUAGGGUUCAGGACGAUCGUGCUAAACUUUUAGAAAAAAUUAAUCAGGAUAGCGAAUUGAGGGUUCUAGAGAGGCCCGAGUUACCUGAGAAGGAAAAACAGGAGCCUCCAUUGAGGGCACCCGAACUGCCUGGUGUUAGUGAGCCUGUCCUUGCGCCCCCGAAUAAAUUACCAUCAGCUCCUACGAUAACCAACGGAGAGGAUUCGGAUCCUGAAACCAGAGCCCGCAGGAUAAAGUCAAAGAGCAGAAUAGACGUUCAUCCUAACCAAUUAGCAUGUCGUGUAUACCUGGAAGGCCAGCCGACCAGGCUUAAAAGUAAAUACCUGGAGGCCUAA